Molecule: messenger RNA, 1557 nt
Organism: Drosophila subpulchrella
Lineage: Eukaryota; Metazoa; Arthropoda; Insecta; Diptera; Drosophilidae
Gene: GstT1
Exons: 8
Coding region: 109-1491 (460 amino acids)
Biological process (GO): glutathione metabolic process
Cellular component (GO): cytoplasm
Molecular function (GO): glutathione transferase activity
Source: RefSeq, a predicted model, not a curated record
CCCCAGCGUUUUGACAUUCCAUCUGUUUACCUUAUUAAAAAAUGUUAAUUGUAUUGUAUUGUUGAACAUAACAUUGUUAAUUGUUAAACAAAAACAUAAUUUGUCAAGAUGUCAAAGGCAAUCAAGUACUAUUAUGAUUUCCUGUCGCAGCCAUCCCGCGCUUUAUGGAUCGGAAUGAAAUUGAGCAAGACCCCUUUUGAAGACUGCCCGGUUGCCCUGCGAAAACAGGAGCAGUUAACAGACGAGUACCGGAACAUCAAUAGGUUCCAAAAGGUUCCGGCCAUCGUGGAUGGUAAAUUUCAGUUGGGCGAGAGUGUCUCCAUAGUGCGUUACCUCUCGGACAAAGGUGUCUUCAGCGAGCAGCUGUAUCCCAAGUCCUUGGAGGAUCGUGCCCGUGUUGAUGAGUUCCUGGAGUGGCAGCACUUCAAUGUUCGCAUGGUCUGUUCCCUGUUCUUCCGUCAAGUUUGGCUUCUACCGGCAAAGGGACUGGCUCCGGCUCCAAAGCCCGAGGCUGUUAAAAAGCUUAUAAAGGAUGUGGAGGGCAAUUUGGGUCUCCUGGAACGCGUUUGGCUGGAGAAGGACUUUCUAGUUGGUAAUAAACUUACAGUGGCGGAUAUCUUUGGAGCUUCGGAAAUCAACCAAAUGAAGCUCUGCCAAUACAAUGUUAGUGAGAAGCAAUUCCCUAAGAUAGCCAAGUGGCUGGAACGCGUGCGAGAGGCCACCAAUCCCUACCACGACGAGGCCCAUAGUUUUCUGUACAAGGUCUCCAAGCAAGCAGCCAGUGCUAAAAUUCAAUUGACCGCCAUGUCCACGCCAAUUAAAUUCUAUUACGAUUUGUUGUCCCCGAUCUCCCGUGGACUGUGGUUAGCUUUAAAAUUGGGCAAUUCGCCCAUUGAAUAUUGCCCCAUUGCCCUCCGUAAAUUUGAGCAAUUGACCGACGAGUACAAGAAGAUCAAUAGGUUCCAGAAGGUGCCUGCCAUAGUGGAUGGUGACUUCCAUUUAUCCGAAACUAUCGCCAUUAUACGUUAUCUCGCAGACAAAGGUCAGUUCGACGAAAAGCUUUACCCCAAAUCAGUGGAGGCUCGUGCCCGAGUGGAUGAAUUCCUGGAGUGGCAGCACUUGAAUAUCCGUCUAGCCUGUUCCUUGUACUUCCGAGAUGCCUGGCUGUUUCCCAUGAAUGGAAUAGCACCCAAACCCAAGACAGAACAACUUCAAUCGCUGAUUGAUGGAGUAGAAACCAACCUGGGUCUCCUAGAGCUUCUGUGGCUGGAAAAGGACUUCUUGGUGGGUCAGAAACUUACAAUGGCUGAUAUCCUUGGUUCUUCGGAAAUCAAUCAACUGAGGCUCUGCCAAUACCAAGUGGAUGGGAAAAGGUUCCCGAAGGUGGCCAAAUGGCUUGAUCGCGUGAGGGAAGCCACUAAUCCUUACCAUGACGAGGGACUAAAGUUCAUUAACCAAAAGGCAAAGCAGGCAACUGUUGCAAAGUUGUAAAGACUGAAAUACUAACCACCCGACAAUAAUAUUUAGAUAUUAAACUUCCCCUGCCAGUUAUUAAAA